Brassica napus (rape) is the source of this 3038-nucleotide messenger RNA. RefSeq names its product pollen receptor-like kinase 5. The record is from RefSeq and is a predicted model, not a curated record. Gene Ontology annotation, biological process: protein phosphorylation. Gene Ontology annotation, molecular function: protein binding; ATP binding; protein kinase activity. Bases 163 to 2148 code for a protein of 661 amino acids. NCBI's taxonomy places the organism in Eukaryota, Viridiplantae, Streptophyta, Magnoliopsida, Brassicales, Brassicaceae. The transcript has 3 exons.
CAUCUUUGACAAUUUACGUACACACUUCUGCUUAUUCGUGGUAGGUUUUGUUCUUCCCUCGUUCCAUUCAUGCAAUUUCUUGGCUUUCACGGAAGCCACGACAAGAACAAGAAAUAAAGAUUUCACUGAGAUCAUAUUGGUUCCAUUGUGCGUGUAACCGCAAUGCGAACUUGGGAGAACCCGGUUACACUUGCGUGUAACACGGCCUUCAAGAAAACUCUACCUUCUUGCACUCUCCUUAUCAUCUUUAUCGCCGUGUUAUGCCCGGUAGUAAUGUCUCAGAUGGUUGUGCCAGAUUCAGACGCAGAUUGUCUCCUGAGAUUCAAAGAUACAUUAGCAAAUGGUUCGGGGUUUAAUAGCUGGGAUCCAUUUACAUCACCAUGUCGAGGAAAUGACGCGAAUUGGUUCGGUGUUCUAUGUACCAAUUUCGUAUACGGGUUACAACUUGAGGGAAUGAGCUUAACCGGGAAGUUAGACGUAGAACCAUUGGUUCCUAUGAAGAAUCUACGAACCAUAAGCUUCAUGAACAAUGAUUUCAUUGGCCCAAUGCCUCAGGUUAACAGGCUUACUUCUAUGAGAUCUUUGUAUUUGUCUAAUAACCGGUUUUCGGGGGAGAUACCAGCAGAUGCAUUUCAAGAUAUGCCCCAUUUGAAGAAGAUUUUCUUGGCGAAUAACGCGUUUCGUGGGACAAUCCCUGCUUCUAUAACUUCUUUGCCAAGGCUUAUAGAGGUGAGGCUAAAUGGUAAUCAGUUUCAAGGGCAUAUACCAUAUUUUAAACAAGAGGAUCUUAAGUUAGCUAGCUUUGAAAACAAUGAUCUAGAUGGACCCAUCCCUGAAAGCCUUCAAAACAUGGAUCCUGGCUCUUUUGCAGGUAACAAAGACUUGUGUGGUCCUCCCUUAAAUCCAUGUUCUAUUGAUCCAAGAUCUCAUCCUAGUCCUCCCCAGGGGAAGAAGAGCGAAUCUUUUAACACUAUAGCAAUCGUUUUGAUAUCUAUUGGAAUAAUACUAGUGAUCAUCGCGCUUGUGAUCUGUUUCAUCCAAUCAAGAAGACGAAACUGCCUGUCAGAUUAUCCUUCAGCUGGUAAAGAGAGGGUAGAAAGCUACACUUAUCAUGAGCCCGAGAUUGAUAAGAUCAAUAAACCAGCAGAAUCCGUUGUCAACCACGCAAGGAGAGGAUCCAUGCCUGAUCCAGCAGGCAGGCUUCUAUUUGUGAGGGACGACGUUAAAAGAUUUGGUCUUCAAGAUCUUCUUAGAGCUUCAGCUGAAGUUCUUGGUUGUGGAACAUUUGGUGCUUCAUACAAAGCAGCGAUAUCCAGCGGACAAACAUUGGUUGUGAAGAGGUAUAAACAUAUGAACAAUGUUGGAAGAGAUGAGUUUCAUGAGCAUAUGAGAAGGUUAGGGAGAUUAAACCAUCCGAAUCUAUUGCCUCUAGUCGCUUACUAUUACCGGCGAGAAGAAAAGCUCUUAGUCACUCAGUUAAUGGCUAAUAGUAGCUUGGCAAGCCAUCUUCAUGCAAAUCAUUCCCCGGAUCAACCUGGAUUGGAUUGGUUAACACGUUUAAAGAUCAUAAAAGGAUUGGCAAAUGGUUUAUCUUACUUGUUCAAGGAGCUACCAACAUUAACUAUCCCUCAUGGUCAUAUAAAGUCAUCGAAUGUGGUUUUAGACGAAUCACUCGAGCCAUUGUUAACAGAUUACGCUCUAAGACCGGUGAUGAGUUCAGACCAUGCACAUAACUUCAUGACUGCCUACAAAUCACCAGAGUAUAGACCAGAGAAAGGACAAGCCAUAACAAAAAAGACAGAUGUUUGGUGUCUCGGUGUGUUGAUAUUGGAGCUUUUGACAGGGAGAUUCCCUGAGAAUUAUUUAACGCAAGGUUAUGACCCGGGCAUGAGUCUUGUGACAUGGGUUAAUGACAUGGUUAAAGAGAAAAAAACAGGUGACGUGUUUGACAAGGAAAUGAAAGGGAAGAAGAAUUGUAAAGCGGAAAUGAUUAGUUUGUUGAAAAUAGGGUUGAGAUGUUGUGAAGAAGAAGAAGAGAGAAGGAUGGAGAUGAGAGAGGCUGUGGAAAUGAUUGAGAUGUUGAGAGAAGGUGAACCUCAUGAUGAGUUUGGUUCCAUGGAUCAUCGAAAGUCCGGCUACGAGGUCUAAGUUUUAAGUAUGAAUCAUAGUUCGAUAAUGUUGGAUGGUGAUGACUUUGGUUUUUAGAUGAACGGAUGAGUUUUAGGGCUUUAAAAUGCAUAACAAGAGCGUGAAUAUUCCUGCGGUCCUAGCUUGACCGGGGAGAAGAUUGAAAAACAUGUGAUGAUGGGCUUUUCUUCCUUUAUGGUUAGUGCAGAUGGUUAAGAAAAAAAUAUAUGAGAAGUUAGAGGUCCUGAAAAUGUGGUAUACGUUUCGAUUGUGUAUUUUCUGAUGAUCUUACUAACAAUAGUGAUUACAUUGUAAAGAGUAUCUCACUUCCUAAACUACAUCAAUUACAAUUACAUAAUAUUGAGUAAUAAAUGGAACACAAUCAUCCUCACCAGUAUAUCUUCUUCAUAAGCCCUAGCUUCUUCUUCUUUUGAAUCCACCAUGCUCAUGAUAUCUAGGAAGCUUCCUUUACUUGUAAAAAAUAUUAGGGUGUAAUCUUUAUCUUUGCUCUGCGUUUUUUUUAGGGAAGCUACCACUCCAGCAUUCCAUCAAAACAUUAGGCACCAAUUUUCCUUCACGCAUGUGUUUCAUCCUUCCAAUCCCACCUCCCUCGUUUGUGGAAUCCGAUCAAGAGAGAACUAAUAGUAACCAAGUUCAUAGAGAAAGCUCUAGUUUCCAUUUGCUCCACCAAUUAACGAGUGGGGCAACUUAAAGAUUUUAGUAGGGGCAGCUGGCCCCUCCCUGAGGCCUGAGGGUUCCAUCUAAAAGAGAAUUAUACACAAUAGUAUCAAGGAAAACCCCGUUAAAUCCUCACUGCAUCAUCCUUGAUCCAUCUGAUAAGAUUUACAAGAUCCUUGGAUCAGUAUAUGAUACAUCGAAUUAUCAGGUUCAUUGCCAGCUACUUCCAUUUA